UUUUUAUCGCGGAGUGACACCACCUGAUCUCUGCCUUCUCACCUCUUAAUUGAAGUACCGUUGAGCGGAGCAAGCGUGCAGGUGUUCGGCCGUGUUAAUUAAAUCAAAAACUAGCUGGAGGUUCUCGUGGAAAGUGUUCACAAGCUGCUGCGCUGAAAUAAUACAGAGCCUCGCUUUAAAUUUGUUACGCACCAUGAACAGCAGUGGUCCAUCGUAUCCUCUGGCCUCUUUGUAUGUUGGGGACCUGCACCCUGAUGUUACAGAGGCCAUGCUUUAUCAGAAGUUUUCCCCCGCUGGACCAAUCAUGUCGAUCCGCGUGUGCCGGGACAUCAUUACCCGCAGGUCCCUGGGAUAUGCCUACAUAAACUUCCAGCAGCCAGCUGAUGCUGAAUGUGCCCUAGAUACAAUGAACUAUGAUGUCAUCAAGGGUCGACCCAUUCGAAUAAUGUGGUCUCAGCGUGACCCGGGUCUCAGGAAGUCUGGUGUGGGUAACAUCUUUAUCAAGAACAUGGAUGAGUCCAUCGACAACAAGGCGCUGUAUGAUACCUUCUCAGCCUUUGGCAAUAUUUUAUCCUGCAAGGUUGUCUGUGAUGAGAAAGGAUCCAAAGGUUAUGGCUUUGUUCACUUUGAGACUCAGGAGGCUGCAAAUCGGGCCAUUGAAACAAUGAACGGGAUGCUUCUGAAUGACAGGAAAGUUCGAAAGAUGGUUAAAAAGGAAUCUGGCAUUGUCAACCCAAAGGACCAUUUUCUGUGGGAAAAAUGUCAGCUUAGGUCAGCAAAUAGGUUUGUUGGCCACUUCAAGUCUCGCAAGGAAAGGGAGGUAGAGUUUGGAUCCAAAGCCAUGAAGUUUACCAAUGUCUACAUCAAAAACUUUGGAGAGGACCUCACCGAUGAGAAACUCAAGGAAGUUUUCUCUGCCUUUGGGAGGACCCUUAGUGUGCGGGUGAUGAAGGAUGAGAAGGGCCGGUCCCGAGGAUUUGGGUUCGUCAACUAUUCUCACCACGAAGAUGCCCAGAAGGCUGUGGACGAAAUGAACGGAAAGGAGAUGAGCGGGAAGAUCAUCUAUGUGGGCCGGGCUCAGAAGCGUUUGGAGCGCCAGGGGGAGCUGAAGCGCAAGUUUGACCAGAUCAAACAGGACCGCAUUCAGCGCUAUCAGGGGGUGAACCUGUAUGUGAAGAACUUGGAUGAUAGCAUAAACGAUGACCGGCUCAGGAAGGAAUUUUCUCCUUACGGCACAAUCACUAGUGCCAAGGUGAUGACCGAAGGCGGCCAAAGCAAGGGCUUCGGCUUCGUCUGCUUCUCGUCUCCAGAGGAAGCAACGAAAGCCGUGACUGAGAUGAACGGGAGGAUUGUCGCGACCAAGCCGCUGUAUGUGGCUCUGGCGCAGAGGAGGGAGGAGCGUAAAGCCAUUCUAACUAAUAAGUACAUGCAGAGACUCGCUACCCUGAGAACCAUGAGCAGUCCCAUUAUUGACUCGUACCAGCAGUCUGGAUACUACAUGACCAUACCGCAGCCUCCUGCUCGUUCAUUCUACAAUCCCAGUGCUGUCAGCAACCAGAGACCACUCCCUCGUUGGACGGGACAGCCGCCCAGGCCCCAGGGACCUUACUCGACCCAGUAUGUUGGGAGUCCUCUUCCUCGUCGUGGGUCGCCAACCAUCACUACAGUUCGGCAGGCUUCCACCCAGGCUCCACGCGUCAUAACCUCCACACAAAAGACAAAUAACAUAGGGACGCAGACUGGAGGAGGGCUGCCCAGAGGAAGUCAGUACAAAUACUCGUCUGGAGUGAGGAACCCUCUGCAUGUCGUUACUGUUCCUGCACCCAUGAGACCACAGGUUGUGCCUGUGCCUGUAGCAGAGCCUGCAGGCCUGGAGCCGCUCACCGCCUCAAUGCUGGCUGCAGCGCCACUCAUGGAUCAGAAACAACUCCUUGGGGAGCGACUGUACCCACUGAUUCACGCCCUUCACCCAAACCUGGCUGGAAAAAUCACAGGGAUGCUGCUAGAGAUCGACAAUUCAGAGCUGCUGCACAUGCUGGAGUCGCCGGAGUCCCUCAAUUCUAAGGUAGAUGAGGCGAUCGCUGUCUUGCAGGCUCACCAGGCAAAAGAGUGUUCUCCCAAAAAGUGAAACAAUUUAAGGUUUGAACGUUGUUCUGGAGGAGAUGAAGAGUUGAAAGAGUGAAUUUUGAAGGAAAAAGAGCAAAAAUUAA
Fundulus heteroclitus (mummichog) is the source of this 2210-nucleotide messenger RNA. RefSeq names its product embryonic polyadenylate-binding protein. The record is from RefSeq and is a predicted model, not a curated record. Bases 194 to 2128 code for a protein of 644 amino acids. Gene Ontology annotation, molecular function: RNA binding. Gene Ontology annotation, cellular component: ribonucleoprotein complex. The transcript is spliced from 17 exons. NCBI's taxonomy places the organism in Eukaryota, Metazoa, Chordata, Actinopteri, Cyprinodontiformes, Fundulidae.